Messenger RNA from Talaromyces amestolkiae, 852 nucleotides. RefSeq lists its product as uncharacterized. The record is from RefSeq and is a predicted model, not a curated record. The transcript is spliced from 4 exons. The coding region runs from base 1 to 852 and encodes 283 amino acids. Gene Ontology annotation, molecular function: protein binding. Lineage: Eukaryota; Fungi; Ascomycota; Eurotiomycetes; Eurotiales; Trichocomaceae.
AUGUUUGUCAAAAAAUCAUUCCAUGGCCGCUCCGACAGCUUCACUGGCAAAUAUCGAGCCGGCAAGUCGACAUCCACAUCAGCAUCUCGAAGCAUGAAACGGUCAUUUCGGGAUCAUACUGGAGGAAGCCAUUCCGUAUCAGAAAGUAAACACGGAAAACACGCUUCACCACUAGCUGAACAAAACCUCACCUCAGCCGUAGUCACAAUUUGCGUUGGCAAAGAUCAGCGCCUCUUCGCCGCGCACGAAGACGUUCUAUCCCUCUCGCCCUUUUUUGCUGCUUGUUGCCGUGGACAGUUCCUACAAGCACACAACAAGCAAAUCAGUCUACCGGACGAACAACCCGAGGUCCUUUCCUCGAUACUCGAAUAUCUAUACAAAGGAGACUACUAUCCUCGUCUCGUACAUAACAAGCGUCGUGAUACGUGGUCGUUGGAGGAUGAUGUGAUGGACGUCGAUGGCGAUGAUUCAAAGGAUGCUGCGUAUCUUCAUCAGGCGGAUGGGAGUAUGAUCUUGAAAGAUACUGCCAUGUACUGCGCAGGCGAACGCUACAAACUCCCCGAGCUCAAACGCCUCGCCCUCCGCAAACAAGGGCUCCAAUCAGGCAUCCACUGCAGCACAAUCUUGACCAGCGCGCGAUACGCGUACGCAAAUACUCCCGAGAACGACAGCCAGCUCCGUGCCCACUAUCUUGCUCUGAUCAUAAGGAGCAGAUCCACAUUCAAGAGGAGUGGGACUAUGCAGAUGGAGAUGGAGAAAGGUGGGAAGGUGUUUUUUGAUUUGUUUGUGGCUAUGUGUAAUCAUAUGGAUGAUAUCUCGACUGCCUCUCCGGCUCUGAGUAGAAGGACCUAA